AUGAACUUUUUUCAGGACUACGGCUUUGUUAAUGAAGGAAUGAGUUGUCUUGAACAAGACAUGCUGGGCCAGGCUUUUGAAGAUGCUUUUGAGGUAAUGCAGCAACAUUCAGAUGGUGGGCUUCAGUAUUCUGCAGAUUAUAAAAGUUACUUGACUUUCAUCAACCAUUAUCCUCAUGUCAGAGCAAAUCCCAACUGCUUUGGAGCCCCACUUGCAGAAGAACCAGGAUAUAAUUGGAGAACCAUAAUAAAUAGUGCUACAGACUUCUAUUUUGAGGGAAACAUCCAUCACAGUCCACAGAGCAUUUCAGAGAACCAGGUAAUACAUCCUGUCUCCCAGCAAAAAGGAGGAAGAGGUAGAAAGAAACUCCGUCUGUUUGAGUAUCUCUAUGAAUCUUUAUCUGAUCCUGAAAUGGCAGAGUGCAUCCAGUGGGUAGAUCAGUCGAGGGGAGUGUUCCAGUUUGUUUCAAAGAACAAAGAGAAGCUUGCAGAGCUCUGGGGGAAGAAAAAGGGCAACCGCAAGACUAUGACUUACCAGAAAAUGGCCCGAGCCCUGAGGAACUAUGGGAGAACUGGGGAAAUCAUUAAAAUCCGGAGAAAGCUGACCUACCAGUUCAGUGAUGUUGUCUUACAAAGACUCUCACCGCCUUAUUUCCUGGGGAAAGAAAUCAUCUACACGCCGUGUAUUCCACCUGACCAAGACUACAUCAACUUAAAUAACUGGACCUGCAACUAUAGUUACAUGAACAACAGUGACCUUGAGCUGAGCCAUGCUGACAACUAGAUAUGCUGGACUGAUAGGGUUUCAGAAAAGCUUAACUCUCUUCUCAAAGCAUAGAGCUCUUUGGAGAAAAAGGAAAUUCCAUUUAUAAUGGCCCAAAAUAUUAAUGCUAAGUCUGCAACUAAUCAGCACAGAAGACUCAUCGACUGAUUCUGCUAACAGACUAAGAGAAUGAGAAAUGUUGAAAUCUGGUCGCAUUUGGAAUACACUUAUACCUAGCCAGGCUUGUUCCACUAUACUAUCUUUGUGUUCUUUUUGCCCUCGCUGCCAUACAAUACCUGUAAUUGGUUUAAAAGUUGAUUAUUUUCUAAACAUCACCUUCCCUUUA
Messenger RNA from Tachyglossus aculeatus (Australian echidna), 1108 nucleotides. It is a transcript of the gene SPIC, whose product is annotated as Spi-C transcription factor. The transcript is spliced from 5 exons. The coding region runs from base 1 to 783 and encodes 260 amino acids. Gene Ontology annotation, biological process: cell differentiation; regulation of transcription by RNA polymerase II. Lineage: Eukaryota; Metazoa; Chordata; Mammalia; Monotremata; Tachyglossidae. The record is from RefSeq and is a predicted model, not a curated record. Gene Ontology annotation, cellular component: nucleus. Gene Ontology annotation, molecular function: DNA-binding transcription factor activity, RNA polymerase II-specific; sequence-specific DNA binding.